AUGCCAACAGAAUCGUUUCCAGACCCAAAAGAAACCGCAGCCAAACGGCGACCAGCAGAGUCUAAUCUCGAUGCUGAAGAGAUGGAUCCGCUCACUUCUUUAAACCAAGACUUCGAAUCCCAAGAUUUUACUUUUGCAACCUCUCCACUAUCUCAAAACACAUUUCUAGGCUCUACAACCAAUACCAUAACAUCACUCCUUGAACAUAAGGCUGUCUCGCUCGUGCAUACCCUGUCAGACGACACCGUGGCCUCGUCGCCUGGUUCGAGCUACAGCCCGGCCGCUGAUAACAAUACGCUUACCGGUACAACCACAGGUGCACAGUAUACUACCGCUGACGUCGUUAUGCCUGUCCCCCUCACAAUCAAACCCGAAGAAGAUGAAGGUAAUGUUUUGCUUGAUGAAGAGCAGCGGGUCGGAGGCUUCCCGGACUCCGACCCCUCUAGACUUAACCACCCCACAGCAGCAAACUCUGAUGAUGACUCUUAUGACGGCUUAGAUGAUGACUCUGACGGACCUUUGGGACCUUUGCGUAAAGAGUCCAUCCGUGAACGCGCAAUGAUUAUCAUUAACCAUAUUUUGUUUUCCCAUGCCGGCGUCAAGCUGCUCCUUCUCGCUCAGGUCUUCAACUCGGCCAUGAUUGCAAGUACGCGUCUGCUCGAAACAGCGUCCGACCCACCAUUUCACCCAUUUCAAGUUCUUUUUGCUCGUAUGGGCAUCACUUACAUUGGUUGCGUAGCAUUCAUGUGGUAUAAGCACGUCCCAGACUUUCUUCUUGGUGAAAAAGGUAUUCGUCUACUGCUUGUCUGUCGUGGUGUAUUUGGGUUUUUUGGGGUCUUCGGACUCUAUUACUCGGUCAACUACCUCGAAAUAUCUGAUGCUGCCGUUAUCACCUUUCUCACACCUGUAUUUACAGCCGUUUUUGCUUGGCAUUUCCUCAAUGAGCCUCUGCUUCCCAUUGAAAUUCUGGGUGGAUUAUUUGCCCUCAUAGGUGUUGUCAUCAUCUCUAAACCCUCAUUCCUUUUUAAAAUUGGCCAUCAUUCAGAAAGCUCUAAUGAUACACCAGAUAUUCCAGAAGCAAUGCGCGUUCGCGCUGUUCUCGUCGCGCUUUUGGGUGUUUGCGGUGCUUCCAGUGUUUAUAUAGUCAUUCGUAAAAUUGGUCGCCGUGCACAUCCUCUCAUUUCGGUUUCUUACUUUGCUUUAUGGUCUUUUAUCGUCUCGACUGUUGGCCUUACUGUCACUCCUGGUCUUCAUUUUGUCAUGCCUCAGACAGCCCUUCAAUGGUUUCUCCUCCUGCUUCUUGGUGUUUUUGGCUUCCUCUUCCAGUUUUGCCUUACAGCUGGUAUUCAGCGCGUAACAGCUGGCCGCGCAGCUAUGGCUACAUAUACGCUCAUGUUCUGGACAUUACUUUGGGAAAAAGUCAUUUGGCAUAAAACUCCUGAUCUUUGGUCCUUACUGGGUAUGGUUCUCAUUCUUGGAUCAGGUAUUUUUGUGGCUGUAUAUAAAUGGUGGUCGAACAAAAAGGCUCGCGAGGCACGGAUCCAUCUCCCACAUUCGCGCAGAACUUCGCAUAUAAGCACACACGACAGAAAUAAUGAAGACGAGGACCAAGACGAUGAUGAGCACGGCGGUGAAGGAUCGCCCUUGCUUGGAGAUCAGGAAUACCAAGGUGACGAAGAAAACGCGCUCUCCAGUGAUCUUGAAUCUGACAUCGACGAUGAUGACGAUUCACGCGAACGUCGUCGUUAUUCUUUUACUAUUUCGCAUCAACCCUCGAUUCCUCUUCGCGAACUUGGCACUACACCGCCUGCAACAGCAACGACAACAACGACAACAACACCAACUGUUACUACUGCGUCUGCGCCAGCACCAAAGCGUCACAACAGCAAGGACCGUAUUAGGGCCACAGUUUCAGAAAUCGUUUCAAUUCCUGCUACAGCUCCAGCAGUACCAAUGACUGGAAAGGGAGUCAUGCAAGUACACGUGCACACAGGCGCGGGCGCCGGGAAAGUGUUGCCGCGGUCAGCCUACACUCGGGUUUAUGACCGGAGCACAAACCGAAAUGAUUUUCUGUCAACUUCCUCUACAGUUGUCUAA
Molecule: messenger RNA, 2097 nt
Organism: Magnusiomyces paraingens
Lineage: Eukaryota; Fungi; Ascomycota; Dipodascomycetes; Dipodascales; Dipodascaceae
Exons: 1
Coding region: 1-2097 (698 amino acids)
Cellular component (GO): membrane
Source: RefSeq, a predicted model, not a curated record